GUCAACACUCCCAAAGCAGGAUUGACAGCAUUUUUAUUCUUCUUACCCAAUCUUGCCCUUUAGACAUCUUAUUGAGACAGAGUAUCCUUUUGCCAUAAAUUUUCAUCGCAUCUGAUAUCCAUUUGAGCAUGUCUCGUCGGACAUCGACCAUGGCAUCGAGCAAUUCCUCUAGCGGUGUCCCACCUUCAGGUGAUGGAGGCCAGGAGAAGCAGAAAAUGCUGCUUUCCUCGGAUCAUGGUCAUUUCAGCAUGGUGAAGGCCAUGCAUCUUGCUGAUCUGAUUACUGAAAUGAAUGGUUUCUGUGGAGUCAUGUCGGUAUUUUCCUCCAUGCGCUACUGCCUCGGAGACCCAACUGAAUACGGUGCCAUCUGGGCUGCCCUCGCAUUCAUGCCUUUCGGUCUGUUCUUCGACUUUAUGGAUGGCAAAGUCGCAAGGUGGCGCAAGAAGUCGUCUCUCAUGGGACAAGAACUCGACUCGCUAGCGGACUUGAUCUCCUUCGGUCUCGCUCCCGCCGCUGCUGCAUUCGCUCUUGGUAUCCGGACCUCGCUUGAUCACGUCUUCCUCACAUUCUUCGUUCUCUGCGGUCUGACCCGCCUUGCUCGGUUCAACGUGACUGUAGCCGUACUGCCCAAGGACCAGACUGGCAAAUCCAAGUACUUUGAAGGCACACCCAUUCCGACCACUCUGUCCAUCGCUGCCCUUAUGGCCUACUGGGUCUCUCAAAGCUGGACGCACGAGAACAUCCCUCUUGGUCUUGUCGCAGAAGGUACGAUCUUCGAAUUCCACCCUGUGGUCCUGAUGUUCGUUCUGCAUGGGUGCAUGAUGGUCAGCAAGACGAUACACAUUCCUAAGCCAUGAGUUCAACCCAGAUUUGGCCACGCAUUUACUGUUGGGAAAAGAAUGCCUGAGUCUGUUGUCUCUCUCAACUUGGACAACUGAAAAUAAAUAUGGAGAGGGCCUUCGUUUGUAGGCAAGCAUAGCAUGAUCUCGAUGCACUUAAAUAAGGAUGCUUAAUUGAAUUUCAAUUGCAUAGAUUGACAAGUGUUACAUCCCUAGGUGGAAUGAUACUCUCUCUUCGGAGGUGAUAAUAACAAGAAUAGCCGCUUAUACGGCCUUGCGACGUCUUUUUGGUAGUCUUUCUAGAUGCCUUUGUUUAUAGAUAUU
Penicillium samsonianum is the source of this 1163-nucleotide messenger RNA. Its product is annotated as CDP-diacylglycerol-serine O-phosphatidyltransferase. Gene Ontology annotation, cellular component: membrane. The transcript is spliced from 6 exons. Bases 129 to 857 code for a protein of 242 amino acids. The record is from RefSeq and is a predicted model, not a curated record. Gene Ontology annotation, biological process: phospholipid biosynthetic process. Lineage: Eukaryota; Fungi; Ascomycota; Eurotiomycetes; Eurotiales; Aspergillaceae. Gene Ontology annotation, molecular function: phosphotransferase activity, for other substituted phosphate groups.